Molecule: messenger RNA, 645 nt
Organism: Tarenaya hassleriana
Lineage: Eukaryota; Viridiplantae; Streptophyta; Magnoliopsida; Brassicales; Cleomaceae
Product: 60S ribosomal protein L35-4-like
Exons: 4
Coding region: 108-479 (123 amino acids)
Biological process (GO): translation; maturation of LSU-rRNA from tricistronic rRNA transcript (SSU-rRNA, 5.8S rRNA, LSU-rRNA)
Cellular component (GO): ribosome; cytosolic large ribosomal subunit
Molecular function (GO): mRNA binding; structural constituent of ribosome
Source: RefSeq, a predicted model, not a curated record
GCAUUACAUAAAUUCUCCCUCCGUCCCGAUUAGGGUUUUGAACUCUCGGAGCUAACUAACUCGAACAGCCGCGGCGGGAACAGCAGUCCAAUACCAGCAAGCUCACGAUGGCGAGGAUUAAGGUUCACGAGCUAAGGGACAAGUCGAAGACGGAUCUACUGAAUCAGCUUAAGGAACUCAAGGCCGAGCUCGCGCUCCUCCGUGUCGCCAAAGUCACCGGCGGCGCUCCCAACAAGCUCUCUAAAAUCAAGGUGGUGAGGAAAUCCAUUGCUCAGGUGUUGACGGUGAUUUCUCAGAAGCAAAAAUCUGCUCUGAGAGAAGCAUACAAGAACAAGAAGUUCCUGCCCCUUGAUCUCCGUCCCAAGAAAACCCGCGCUAUCAGGAGGCGCCUUACCAAACACCAGGCGUCGUUGAAGACGGAGCGGGAAAAGAAGAGAGAUAUGUACUUCCCCUUGAGGAAGUACGCUAUCAAAGUGUAAUCAACUUGGACUGCGUUUGUUUUCUAAUGGGAAGAUGUUGGGUGUUACUCUUUUAUGUUUUUUGUCACAGACUUGGACCUUUUCCGCUUCGGUUUGCAAAUUUUUUUUUCACAGUUUUACUCAGUCCAAGUUUCGAACGAUUGAAAUUGUUGUUGUGUUGCACUGA